GCGCGCGCCGCCUGCCCGCUGUCAGGGGACAGACAGAGAGAGAGAGAGGGACAGACGCAGAGCUUUCUACUGAAAUGCUUCUGAUUGGAACUUCUAAAUAACCCACAGUAAGACUUCCAGUGUACGAAAAUGUCGGAUAAAAGUGAUUUAAAAGCGGAGUUGGAGCGUAAAAAGCAACGCUUGGCUCAGAUACGAGAAGAGAAAAAAAGGAAAGAGGAAGAAAGAAAAAGGAAAGAGACCGAGAUGCAGCAGAAAAAAGAGCCCCCCCCUGAGGAUUCUGACCUUGACCGCAAGCGAAGAGAGACUGAGGCUUUACUGCAGAGCAUUGGCAUAGCACCAGAGCCACCACUAGUGCAGCCGCUGCGAUUAGUAACAUGGGAUGCCUGUUAUUUUCAUUAUUUAGUCCCAACCCCUAUGUCUCCCUCUUCGAAAUCAGUGAGCACACCCAGUGAAGCCGGCAGCCAGGAUUCUGGAGAUUGCGGACAAGGUGGAAGAACACUACAGUGGGACACUGAUCCUUCAGUGCUUCAGCUCCAGUCUGACUCUGAUCUUGGCCGUCGCUUGCCUAAACUUGCAAUUUCGAAAAUUACUCAAGUUGACUUCUUACCAAGAGAAGUAGUGUCGUACUGCAAAGAGACUCAAACACCUGUCGCUCACCAGCAAGAAGAGGAUGAAGAAGAUGAAAUUCCCGAACUCAAUCUGGGACCUGAAUCUGAGCUGGAAAGCCAGGAUCAGAAAACUGAAUCAAAAGAAGCUCCUCCUCGUGAACUCUCUGAAGAGGAAAAGCAGCAAAUUCUUCAUUCAGAGGAAUUUCUAAUCUUCUUUGACCAUAACAUACGUCUCAUAGAGCGUGCUCUUGCUGAAGAUUCUGGCCUCUUUUUUGACUAUGGCGGCAAGCAGCUGGAUGAAAAAGAAGGAGAUUUCCAAGCUGGAGUAAAUCUUUCUUUCAACCGUCAGUUUUAUGACGAGCAUUGGUCAAAACAUCGUGUGGUGACCUGCUUGGACUGGUCCCUUCAGUAUCCCGAGCUGUUGGUUGCUUCCUAUAGCAACAAUGAAGAUGCCCCACAUGAGCCGGAUGGGGUGGCUCUUGUUUGGAAUAUGAAGUUUAAGAAAAACACUCCAGAAUACAUAUUUCAUUGCCAGUCUCCUGUAAUGUCGGUGUGCUUUGCCCGAUUUCACCCCAAUUUGGUAGUUGGUGGUACAUAUUCUGGACAGAUUGCUCUUUGGGACAACCGCAGCCACAGACGGACCCCAGUUCAGCGAACCCCUCUCUCUGCUGCUGCUCACACUCAUCCUGUGUACUGUGUGAACGUUGUUGGAACUCAAAAUGCUCACAAUCUAAUCACUGUUUCCACUGAUGGAAAGAUGUGUUCCUGGAGCCUGGAUAUGCUGACUCAACCACAAGAAAGUAUGGAGCUGGUUUACAACAAGUCGAAGGCUGUGGCAGUCACAGGCAUGGCCUUCCCAACAGGAGAUGUCAACAAUUUUGUUGUUGGCAGUGAAGAGGGUAUAGUUUAUACUGCAUGUCGACAUGGCAGUAAGGCUGGUAUUGGCGAAAUGUUUGAAGGUCACCAGGGUCCGGUGACUGGUAUCAAUUGUCAUAUGGCUGUGGGGCAGAUCGAUUUUUCCCAUCUCUUUGUCACCUCUUCAUUCGACUGGACUGUGAAAUUGUGGACUACAAAGCACAACAAGCCUCUCUACUCCUUUGAAGACAAUGCAGACUAUGUCUACGACGUCAUGUGGUCACCAGUGCAUCCUGCACUGUUUGCCUGUGUGGAUGGGAUGGGACGAUUAGACCUCUGGAACCUCAAUAAUGACACUGAGGUACCGACAGCUAGUGCAACUAUUGAGGGUACAUCUGCACUGAAUAGGGUGAGAUGGGCACAGACUGGACGAGAAGUGUCAGUAGGAGACUCAGAAGGACACGUAUGGGUUUAUGACGUCGGAGAGCAACUGGCGAUGCCUCACAGUGACGAAUGGGCCCGUUUUGCUCGGACCCUGGUGGAAAUCCGGGCGAACCGUGCAGAUGCUGAGGAGGAAACUGGAGUAGAGGUGAUUGCACAGCUGUAAGACAUUAUCUACACCCGAGUUGCCAGGCCAACAAUGCCAUACCAAGAUAUGCCAGUGUUAAAGUGCCAUUUAUGCUGAAAAGCUGCUGUUGCUAGUGUUACCAUUUCACAUUUCUCUAAUAUAUGGGAAACAAUGUAAGGUCCACCUUGACUUCAGGAUUUACAGUUCAAAACCAGUACGGCGUUACAGAACUAUCUGCUGGAUUCUGUGAUAUUGAAUUGAAAUCUGAAACACUGUAGUUGCAUAUUUGCUGAUGCCUUUUACCUAGUUAGUAGCUGUAUUUAAUGACUGGAAGUUCAUAGUUAAACUUGUUUGCAUGCAUUUAUGCCAUAGUUCUAUUAAACCCAUAUGAGGUCAGAUAUGAUGAUGUGCAGAUGUGGUGAGCUACACUGUACAAAACUGAGCCAAGAACUUCAGAUGUGGUGGUUUCACACUGGUAACUUACAUUAUGAAUGGUUGUACUGUAUGAGCAUUGCUGCUCCAUAUUUAUUCAACUACUGCAUGGAACAUACUUAUUAGAGAGUGUUAAAAUAAACGACCCAAGAAUAUGCACAUAA
Molecule: messenger RNA, 2627 nt
Organism: Callorhinchus milii (elephant shark)
Lineage: Eukaryota; Metazoa; Chordata; Chondrichthyes; Chimaeriformes; Callorhinchidae
Product: cytoplasmic dynein 1 intermediate chain 1
Exons: 18
Coding region: 130-2070 (646 amino acids)
Biological process (GO): transport along microtubule
Cellular component (GO): cytoplasmic dynein complex
Molecular function (GO): dynein heavy chain binding; dynein light chain binding
Source: RefSeq, a predicted model, not a curated record